CUACCAGACUACCGACUACGUCAGUUCAAUGGUUCAAUCAAGUUCAAUACUGAUACUACUGUCUACGCUACUGUACUCUGUACUCUACUCUUACUGACUCCUACUGUGACCUGUGCUGUGGCUGGUAACGAUCAAAAGGAGGAAAGCUGAACUUCAAGCAAAAUGCGAUUAGGGAAGAGACACCUUGAAGUAGCUACGAGAUGGUUGCCAUCUGUAUCAAUUUACGGAGCAUCGGCUGGCGUGGCAUUAGUGUAUUUUACAGAUUGGAGAGUUGUAGCUGAUUUUAUACCCUUUUAUAGAGGAAAAUUUAAGGAAUAGUUUAUUCGCUUACGAUGUUACAUCAUAUAAUAAAUUCUAGUGACAUGUAAUUAUUAGCUGUAUCAUUUAUUAAAUAGAUAUACAUAUUCAUAUAUGCAAUACAUAAUAUUGUAGAUAAUAAUUGAUGCAAGCAUCAUCAAACAUAUAUAUAUUUGCUGAAAAACUUUA
Molecule: messenger RNA, 486 nt
Organism: Hylaeus volcanicus
Lineage: Eukaryota; Metazoa; Arthropoda; Insecta; Hymenoptera; Colletidae
Gene: UQCR-6.4
Product: cytochrome b-c1 complex subunit 10-like
Exons: 3
Coding region: 163-318 (51 amino acids)
Biological process (GO): mitochondrial electron transport, ubiquinol to cytochrome c
Cellular component (GO): mitochondrial inner membrane
Source: RefSeq, a predicted model, not a curated record